Messenger RNA from Pyrus x bretschneideri (Chinese white pear), 1537 nucleotides. Its product is annotated as protein SET DOMAIN GROUP 40. Gene Ontology annotation, molecular function: protein binding; protein-lysine N-methyltransferase activity. Gene Ontology annotation, biological process: peptidyl-lysine monomethylation. Lineage: Eukaryota; Viridiplantae; Streptophyta; Magnoliopsida; Rosales; Rosaceae. The record is from RefSeq and is a predicted model, not a curated record.
UAACAGCCGCAUUCCGAUCCAUUGCAGCAAGCGUUGAGGUUUGCCAACAGUUCGCUGCUGGUGGGAGAUGGAGCAAGGAGAAGGAAAUCUCCAACGGCUUUUGAAAUGGGCAUCAGAAAUUGGAAUAUCAGACUCAACCAGUUGCCAAGCUUCGUGUUUGGGCCACUCUCUCGCCGUCUCCUUCUUUCCUGAUUCCGGCGGGAGAGGUCUGAGUGCUGCUCGUGAUCUUACAGAAGGAGAGUUAAUUCUCAAAGUUCCAAAGUCCGCUUUGAUGACAAGCACAAGUCUUUCACUGAAGGAUGACAAACUCUCUCUUGCUCUCAAUGCUCAUCACUCUCUCUCCCCUACCCAGAUAUUGGCUGUUUGUUUACUGUAUGAAAUGGGGAAAGGGAAGAGUUCAUGGUGGCACCCUUACCUGAUGAAUUUGCCUCGCAGCUACGACAUUCUAGCAACUUUUGGUGAAUUUGAGAAGCAAGCUCUGCAAGUGGAUGAUGCUAAAUGGGCUGCUGAAAAGGCCACAUUGAAGGCUGAGGAUGAUUGGAAAGAAGCUAAUGCGCUCAUGGAACAACUUAAGCUCAAGCCUCAACUUCGGACAAUUCGGGCAUGGCUUUGGGCUUCUGCAACUAUAUCCUCAAGGACGUUGCAUAUACCAUGGGAUGCAGCUGGGUGCUUAUGUCCUGUUGGAGACUUAUUUAAUUAUUCUGCACCUGGAGAAGAGCCUUCUGGUUGUGAAAGUAUGGAGCAUGCAACGCAUGACUUGGUGAACGAUGAUAGUUCUGGUACGCUGGACGUGGACGCUUCUGAUUCACGAAGAUUAACUGAUGGAGGGUUUGAGAAGGGUAUGGACGCCUAUUGCUUCUAUGCUAAGAAAAGCUACAAAAAAGGGGAGCAGGCCCUUUUAAGCUACGGAUCAUACACGAAUCUGGAGCUUCUUGAGCACUAUGGCUUUCUCUUAAAUGGAAACCCAAAUGACAAAGUUUUUAUUCCUUUGGAACCUGAAAUAUAUUCGUCCUGUUCAUGGCCUAAAGAGUCAUUGUAUAUACAUCAGAGCGGGAAACCAUCUUUUGCUCUACUGUCAGCUUUGCGAUUAUGGGCAACCCCACAGAACCAGCGAAGGUCUGUUGGACAUCUUGUUUAUUCAGGACUCCAACUCUCAAUUCAAAAUGAGAUGUAUGUCAUGACAUGGAUAUCGAAGAAGUGCAACACUAUUUUGAAGAGUCUGCCGACAUCUUUUGAAGAAGAUCGUUUGUUAUCAAGUGCCAUUGACAAAAUCCAAAAUCUCGAGUCCCCUUUGGAGCUCAAUCAGUUGUCAUCCACUUGUAGAGAUGAGAUUUGUGCUUUCAAAUCUAAUGUUGUGCAGAAGGGAGAAAGAAGUAGUAUGCAGUCAAGGGAGAGGUGGAGAUUAGCUGUGGAGUGGAGGCUCAGUUAUAAGAAGAUCCUGGUUGAUUCCAUUUCUUAUUGUGAUGAAACUGUAAGUUAUCUCUUUCAUGAAAACAACUCGGUCCAAAAAUGAAAAUCUUCUGCUUUCUUUAUUUCA